Symbiodinium natans is the source of this 378-nucleotide messenger RNA. The record is from the annotation of a GenBank genome assembly. Lineage: Eukaryota; Dinophyceae; Suessiales; Symbiodiniaceae.
AUGUCUGGACGCUCGCGUGCCGACUCCCCAUCGCGGACACGUGGUGCCAUGGGCGAGGCCACGCCCCCAGCGCCCGUGCACACGGACCGGUUGUGUUGCGUUUGCCUCGACGAACUCGAUCCUUCCGGCCUGCGCGAGCGCGCAUGCGUCCCUUUCCCGACGUGCGCGGCGCAUCACCUGCACUUGGGUUGCCUGGCCCAGUUCCGCGCCCAAGCCUCCGGCCCGGUGGACCUGCUGUGUCCGCUCUGCCGACAUGGCCAAUGCCCUGCCUGCAGCCCCACGGCAUGGUCCCACCAACACGACGCCUGGCUGCGGGACACCUGUGCAUUUUUUUUUUUCUUCUCGCUGUUCAGCCCAGGUCCGUGGUCUCGGGCCUAG